AAUGAAAUAGAACACUUGUCACUUCAUCUAACCAAAUCACCACAUUCACAAAUUGUAUUCUGUAGAGUGAAGUGUUCGUUAUAAAAAUAAUUAUUUGUGCUAAAGUGUAACAGAAGCGAAUUACAAAUAUGUCCAAAUCACAAAAUAAAGGCUUCACGAAAGAAGAAGAAUUAUUAUUACAAGAUUUCAGUAGAAAUGUUUCAACAAAAUCUUCAGCAUUGUUUUACGGCAAUGCCCUAAUUGUAUCUGCGGUUCCAAUAUGGUUAUUUUGGAGGAUACAUAUGAUUGAUUUGUAUUCAUCAUUAAUAGUAUUUGCUAUGGUCACAGCAAUAUCCACAUAUUUAUUAGCGAUGGCUUACAGAAACACAAAAUUUACUUUAAAACAUAAAAUUGCCGUUAAAAGAGAAGAAGCCGUUACUAGAGAUUUGACCAAAAAGCUAGCAGAUGAUAAGAAAAUGAGCAAAAAAGAGAAAGACGAAAGAAUACUAUGGAAGAAGAAUGAAGUAGCAGACUUUGAAGCGACCACUUUCUCCAUCUUCUAUAACAAUGCAUUAUUUUUGGCUAUUGUGAUUCUGGCUAGUUUCUACUUACUUCAGUCAUUCACUCCAGCUGUAAAUUACACUCUUUCCAUUGGAAUCACAUCAGCAUUGUUGGCAUUAUUAUCAACUGGUUCUCAGUAGUCUAAUGUCUAACAUAGCUGUUAAGUAUUUCUUGUAAAGUGCUUUUGAACAUGCCAGUUGGCAUAGUAGAUUUAUAACAAUAUAAAUGGCCUUUUUCAUUAAAUGAAACAUUAAGUUCUCUCCAA
This is a messenger RNA of Diorhabda carinulata, 805 nucleotides long. Its product is annotated as translocon-associated protein subunit gamma. The record is from RefSeq and is a predicted model, not a curated record. Gene Ontology annotation, biological process: SRP-dependent cotranslational protein targeting to membrane. The coding region runs from base 129 to 680 and encodes 183 amino acids. The transcript has a single exon. Lineage: Eukaryota; Metazoa; Arthropoda; Insecta; Coleoptera; Chrysomelidae. Gene Ontology annotation, cellular component: endoplasmic reticulum; membrane.